AUGACCAAGGAGCAUGACCAAUCUGACAGCUGCUGGGGCCUGUCACGCUACACGGCCAUGGAGAGAAGGGCACUCAUCUCGCAUGAUGAUUGUUAUGGCCUCCUAGUCGUGGCGUAUAUGGAUAUGGUGGGUGGAUUGGACAAUCAUAGCCUCCUAACCAUGCAGUAUAAGAACUCGCAUAGGAGCCGGAUGAACAGAUUUGACAUUUAUAGCCUCCUAUUCAUGGCAUGUCCGAACAUCGCUGACCAUGCCUGGAACAUGAGUCUGGCUACUUCCGUUGAAUCAAUCUGGACCUCGCAUGGGCGGGGGAUUCAUCGGGUUCAAAGUGUGGAGAGUCGCCAAGAAUGCUUGAGAUCAGGUUCUUUGUGGCGCGGGGAUAAGUCGACUGGGAAGGGAGUUUGUGGAGGUAUACGCUAUCCUCAUGUGAAGAACUCGAAAUCUUCGAUAGCAGCUGCUUAG
Molecule: messenger RNA, 459 nt
Organism: Eremomyces bilateralis CBS 781.70
Lineage: Eukaryota; Fungi; Ascomycota; Dothideomycetes; Eremomycetales; Eremomycetaceae
Exons: 3
Coding region: 1-459 (152 amino acids)
Source: RefSeq, a predicted model, not a curated record